Messenger RNA from Dromaius novaehollandiae (emu), 4238 nucleotides. Its product is annotated as ninein-like protein. Bases 786 to 2981 code for a protein of 731 amino acids. The transcript has 19 exons. Gene Ontology annotation, cellular component: centrosome. Lineage: Eukaryota; Metazoa; Chordata; Aves; Casuariiformes; Dromaiidae. Gene Ontology annotation, biological process: microtubule anchoring at centrosome. The record is from RefSeq and is a predicted model, not a curated record.
AUGCGCGGGCGGGGGCGCGGGCGGCGCGCAUGCGCGGCGGGGCGGUGCGGACGGCAGGUAGGACGCGCGGGAGGCGGCCCGGCCCCGUCCGGUCUGGUCCGGUCCGGUCCGGUCUGGGCGGCGACGGCCCCGCGGCGGUGCUGCCCGCGAGGCGGCGGUUCCCGGCUGCGGGCGCUCGCGGUCCCCCCCGUUCGCUGUCUAUGCAGGGAUGUGGCGGGGGUUGAAUUGCUGCUGCUGUUGACUAAAAUAUUUUACUAAUUGAGGGGCCUGAAGGUGAACGAAGAGGCUGAAACUGAUAAAGGGCCUGGCAGUGUGGUGGGGAGGUUGUUUUUAGGACAGCGGAUGCGUAGCGUGUUUUCACCUGGAAGCCUGACCUAGGCCGCAGGCCCUGUCGUGUGCCCAGCCCUUGCUUGGACGUGGCUGAGGCUCAAGUCCGGGCUCUCCAGGAGGAGCUUGGUGCGGGAGGCAAGGGUUUCCUCAGCCGGUGCUGGUCUGCAAGAGCAUUUGGCUGAAGGAGCUCAGGAAGAAGGCAUUGGACAGGCAGGGAAGCAGCCCGUCCUUCCCGCUAAGGUGCGUGGGCCCACACCUCCACUCCAGCAUUGGCAACGGCACCGGAUUCGCCAAGCCUGAGUUUGUCACUGCUGUUUGGGCCCAGGAAGGGGUGCAGAGCUGCAAGGAGAUCCUCAAGGUCUCUAGUGCUGCCUUAUCUGGUGGCGAGCCUCAGUGGCAGCACGGAGGAGCAGGUGAGCCUGGCAGAGCUGGCAAAGGCCUUGGACAACGCACUCAUGGUCCCUGGGAGCGGGAUUCAGCAUGCGGCAGUUGCCUCCUAUGAAUGCAAACUGCGCUGCCUCAGGAUCCGGGUGAGGCAGAUCUCCAGGGAGAGGGACAAGGCGAGGCUGGACUUGGAGGAAGCAGAGAGACGCUGCCUGCAGCUCAUGGGGCAGGUGGAUGAGCACUAUGCUGCCCACGAGCAGAGCCAGGGCAAGCUCAGGGACAUUAUGACUGAAAUGAAGGCAAAGGACCUGCUUUUGCAGCAAGCCACCAACCGUCAAGCCAAGCUGGAGGCUGAUGCGCAGUUCCUCCAGGGCAAAGAGGCCAACCUGCGAGGAAGACUGAACCUCAUGAUGAAGGAGAACACACAGCUGCAAAACAAGGUCAUGGAGAUGGCUGAAAAACUUGCAGGCUCUGAAAAGCUGGUGUUGGAGCUGCAGAAAGAGCUCGACCUCGUUGUGAAGGACAAGCUAGGCCAGUUGGAGCCGUGCAGCACAGAGGUCCUGAACCAGGACGAGCGCUUUGCAGAGAUCAUCCUGGAAUACGAGCGGCAGUGCCGGGUGCUGUGGGACCAGAACGACACGCUGCGGAGGGAGCUGGAGAGGCUGCGUCUCCAGCUACGCGAGAGCAAGGCCCAAGCAGACAGCCAGGAGAGCAAGGCUGAGCGAGCGCUGCCAGCUGGAGGCCUGUCCUCACAGAGCUCCUCUCUCCCAGCGUGCCUCUCUCCCAGCCCUCCAGUUCCCGAUUCUGCGUGCACAGAGACGGCGCUCACAAUGGAGCAGCUCCAAGACCAGCUGCAGGACCUGAAGGUGCAGCUGGAAACCAAGGUGAACUACUACAAGCAGAAAAUUGAGUUGAUGAAGAAGAGCUUUGAGAGGGAGAGGAAGGACAGUGAGGAAAAGUUCAAGGCUGAGAUGAGCAAGGUGGAGAAGCAGAAAAGAGUCUUGGAAGAAAGAGCUGCAAAAUAUUGGGCUAUAAUUGAUGGCCUGAAAGAGCAAAAAUGUGUGUGGAGCCCAGAGCUGGAGGAGAGGUUUGAGACGGAGUGGGCCAAGGUGGGACAACAACAUACCAAAGGCGUUUUUCAUCUGGGGCAGCGGCUGGCUCAGGAAGGAGAAGAGCUGACGACGCAGCGCGGGGAUGGAUCGAGCCUAAGGGGAGAGCCCUGCCAGCUGCUGGAGGGGAACAGCUUGCAGACAAGUCAGGUUGGGGGACUCCAGCAAGAGCCAAGGGUGGCGGAGGAGAAGAGCAGCGAGCAUGAGAAACAUAGGAGUGAGUUGUGCAGAGAGAAGGUGCAGGAUCUGGCCGAAAUAGAGGAGUUAACUGAGUUGAGCGAGAAGCGCAAGGGGGAGAUCUCCCAUCUGAAUGCUGAGAUGUGCCAGCCAGGCUGUGAGCUUUGUGACCACGAAGCCAGCCAGGGCACCAGCCGUGGCCCCCUCCAGCAGCGGAGCCGGAGGCUACCAGGAGUGGAGAGGGCCGCGAGGCUGGAGCAGGAGCACCGCCAGCAGCAGGCAGCGUGUCGGACGGAGAUGGAGCUGCUCCGGCAGCAGCUCAGGGCCUCCCAGGAGAAGGCCAGGUGGGCGGAGGAGAUGGAGGCUGAGCUGAGGUGGCUCACGCAGGAGUGCCAGGCGCUGCGAUUCGCCACGGCCCGGUUGAGAGAGGAGCUGGAGGAGCGGCAGGACCAGCUCUUAGAAGCCAAAGCAAGCCUGAGCCUGGCCCGGACUCAGCACAUGCUGCAGCUGCAGCAGGCUAAGGCCCAGAUGCGCAACAUGGUGCCGAAGAGCCAGUUUGAGCAGCUGCAGACCAGCUUGAGAGAGGAGCAGCGCAAGGCUCGGCAGCUCCAGGAGGACCUGCACCGCCAGGCUGAGCAGGCGUGCGGGCAGCUGGCCAGGACCCAGGAGGAACACGAGCGGCUGCUGCAGGCAGCAGCAGGGCGGGCGGAGGGGCUGGAGCGCGACCUGAGGAGCGCCGAAGCGGCGCUGGCGGAGAAAGCGGCUCGGCUCAAGGACGUGGAGGCCCAGCUCUCCGGGAACACCAGGAGCAAACUGCUGGUCGAGGACCUCCACGAGGGGAACAGAGAGCUUGCAAAGGCCCUGCGGGUGGCCGAGCUGAAGCAGAAGUGCACCGAGGAGAAGAACCAGGCCUUAGAGGAGCAGGUCUUGGCCCUGAAGCACCUCAUCAGAGAAAUCACACCAGUGUCUCUGAGUGGGUGACUGGGCACCCGCUGUGGCACCUCUGCCCCUGGUCCCAGCUGGGGUCCAUCAGGUGUGAAGGGGGAUGCAGCAGGAUUACAAAAACAGCCCUUUUCUCCCCGAUAUUGCUGAGGUUUCCUUGGUAGAAAGUGGAGAAACCAGACGUAGUCCUUCAAGGAAAUGGGUCCUGUGGAUAGUCAGAUUUUUCUUGCUGAAAGCGCCAGCAAUGCUCGUUCUUGCUGCAGGUCUGUCUCAGGGCGUCCUUCUCGCCAGUGUCCAGUGCCUGCACGCUGACAGCGUGUUUGGUGGUGGUUUGGAUGAGGGUUGCUGUUGGGGCACCCCUGCUACAGCUGGCAACCCAGGACGGAGGGCUGUGGGUUCCUGCACCUGGGUGACUCCAAGCAGGAAAGUUGCGUUGUAGCAUUUAAAGGUUUGCGGUACCAGCAGCACCUCCUGCCAGCUCCGGUCUGCCCUGAGUCUCAAGACUCUCCUGUGACUAUUGCUGAGCUUUUUGCCCUACAGCUCCUCCUGCGCUCUGGGAGACACUGGCCUUCCUAAAGCCUGAACCUAGGAGCCAAAACAACCUGUCGCUGCAUCGUUGCCUCUGUGGUGAGCAGGACGGAGUGGCCGAGGGAGAAGUCCCCCUUCGGUUCAAGCCUCCGGGCAGGGCUGUUUUUCGCUGCUCAGCACCGUGCUCCGGCGAUCCCUCCUUACUGCGCCUCCUCCAAGGAGACUGGGAAACGUGGACGGUGGUACCAUCAUCAAUCUCAAAUUCGCCGUAGUCUUUUAAACACCGCACCUGCAAAGCCAAAGGGCAGAUCUCCGAUGGAGGAGUAUUAGCACAGCAUUGCCGACUCACCACAAAUGCCCCGAAGCUGUAAGUACGGGCAUGUCCCUGCUCGCCUGACGGAGCCUCCAAUGGAGCAGACGCCUGAAAUGCAAACCCAGAGGGAUCCCGUGGCCUGUUCCCUCCAUCUGAUGUUCCCCCCCUGCACCUGCCUGGAGCGAGACGCACCCAUGGGCAGCCCCGGCCCUCCAUGGCGGCUGGUGGAAGAGCAGCAACACUGCGCUCAGGGGACAGAGGUCUGGGGAGCAGCAGCAGCACUGCCAGGAGAAUCCCCUCAGGCGUGCCAGAAAAUGCCAAUAUGUUAACAGCGAAGCUGUCUUCAGGAGCUUUGACAGAAGUUUUGACAGUAAUUCAGACCCCACCACCACACCGAUUCCUUGCAGACCCGCCCCCUUCCCCAGACAGAAACCACCAAUCUUGCACUUACUUCG